Penicillium salamii is the source of this 1044-nucleotide messenger RNA. The record is from the annotation of a GenBank genome assembly. Lineage: Eukaryota; Fungi; Ascomycota; Eurotiomycetes; Eurotiales; Aspergillaceae.
AUGCCUCCUAUAGAACCCGGUUCACAAGUGUUGGUGACAGGCGGCAAUGGCUUCAUCGCCGCGCACUGCAUCGCAACAUUACUGCGCUCCAACCAUCGCGUUCGAGCGACCGUGCGCUCCACCGAAAAAGCAGAAAUGACUCACGAUUCACUUUCCGCCGCGGGCGUCGAGAAUAUAUCUCAACUGGAAUUUGCAAUUGUGUCGGAUCCAACUGACUUGACAAAAUUCUCUGCGACACUUGAGGGUUGCCAUGCUGUUGUGCAUUUGGCCUCGGCAUUCACAUACGAUGCUUCUCCAGGCGAGUUUGAGGAGAAAUUGAUGAUUCCCGCUGUCAAGGGCACCCAAAUUGUUUGCGAAGCGGCAAAGUCUCAUCCAUCUAUCCGAAGAGUCGUCAUCAUGUCCAGCUUUGCGAGUGUGUACGAUGCCUCUCUGGGUCUUCAACCGGGAACGGUCUACACCGAGAAGGACUGGUGCCCCUUGACCUAUGAGGAUGGCGUGAAUGCCGCUGCAGUGCCUAUUGCAUACCGUGCCUCCAAAGUUGUAGCUGAGCGUGCAGCUUGGGAUUAUGUCCGGGACAACGAAGUACAGUACCAACUGAUGACUCUUUGCCCAGGGAUGGUAUUCGGGAAGAUGAUUCAUCCGAUUUCGAGUCUCUCCCAAUUGAACGUUAGCAACCAAAUUGUGUGGCAGGUACUCAAUGCCGGGAGGGACGGGGAAAUUCCACCUACCAAAGCGCCAGUUUGGAUUGAUGUCGAGGAUUUGGCAGAGACCACUCUUCGAACUCUGACAUACUCUGGGACUGGACACGAUAGGUUUCUUGCCACCGAGGGAUCAUACGAUACACAGGAGAUUGCGGACAUCAUCCGCUCACUACUCCCCGAGACGCAACGUGUUCCUCUCGGAGAGCCGGGUAAAAGGAUUGCGGACACGCAUUACUCUUGUGAUUCAUCCAAGGCACAACAGGUACUUGGUAUGAAUUUCAGAACCCUGGAGGAGUCAGUUGUUCCAUUAGCUCGACAGCUGUAUGCUAUGGAGAAGAAUUGA